UAAACCAGGUGUUAAAUUACCUUCAUAUACAAUACACAUAUUAUAACAAGGGAUAUUUGAUAUUCUGUGGCUUGAAUAAUAAUGAGGAGUCUAACCCAAGGAGACUGUACAGUUAAGUAUGUGAUUGAAUAACCAUCUAUCAAGGGCAGAAGGAAGUCGUAGAAUUUGAUGGGACAUGAUCGAGUAAUAAAAAAUCUAGCCCAGUGUUGUGUGAAUUGUAUUACAAAGAUGUGUUAUUUACCUUGCAUGUAUGGAGAUUGGGGCCUAUAAUGAGAUAUAUGUGUCCAGGCAUCCAUUAAAUAAAUGUGGAAUUUAUGGGAAUUAAUGCCCUUUUAAUUGUUGUUGUAGAGUGCCCUAGGAAUUUUCAGUCUUGCCUUAUAAUAUAUCUUCUUGGUCUUAAGGUCCUGCUAUUCAUUCUGAGCCUGCUUAUCAGGCCAAGUUCCAGUGUCUUGAGGAUUUUUGUAGAAAUCAGUUUUCUGGUAGAUAUUUACCAGGAAAUGGGUUUCUUGGUUACUCUCUAUUAUAAAACAAUAUGCGUGAUGUGUCAGUAGCAUACCAUGUCCGAUGAACGAGAGGCUCUUGUCAUUACGACCACUGGAAUGUGAGAGAGAUGACGUUCUUAAAACACAUUUCGUAGGAGUGAGAAAAAACAUGGACAUAAAAAAAAUCAGUGUUCGACAUGACAUGAACGUAGCAUAGAUUUCUAUAAUACAGGAGGUUUUUAAGCUGUGCACUUUAAUGCGGUAUUUACCCUGAAUAUUCAUGUGAAUGAAGGAUAUCAACUCUUGGAUGGUUAAAAUUACAUGCUGUGUUUACUUUUGAUGAGUGUACAUUGCUUCAAAACAGGUCUUGUGAGUUUUGUGAUCAAAGAUGCACGUCACAAACCGUGUUUUUCUUUAUCCAUUAACAUAUGAAUGUGACAGAGUCAGUAUAGAAAAGUUGUUCUGGAAUACAUGUAAAUACAACUUUGAUGGUUAGGCAAUGUGAUAGUAAAUAAAUAUGGAUAAUAAGUCAAAGAAAGAUCGGCGACAAGCCAUUCGGAGAAAAGGAUUUACAUGGACAAACAAAUCGGCGACUCUGUCAGGAACUGGAUGUACCAAUGGCCACUGGUACAGCGACGAGGAACUGUCACCCACAAGGGCUGUCUUCAGAUGUUCCUCCUUGGAUUUAGCCCCCUCCUUGCUCUCCAUCUUUGACAGUUUAGCAUCUGAAAACAAUCUCACUUCAGUAGAUGGGAACCCUGAGGAGAGCCAAAUUGGAACACAGGACUCAAAUACAUCAUGUCAAGGACUUCCCUUGGCAGUUCCGGUGACAGUGCAUAAAUGUGACACACCUGGUUCAGACUCCAUUAUGGAGGCUGAAGGUCAAGGUAAAGUUUUACUGUCUGAGAACAAUGACCUUGACCUUAGUGAUUGUAAGAAACGACCUUUGAGUGAAGGCUCAGGGUCAUCUUCAUCGUCGAUUUCACAUCAUGUGGUUAAAAGACCAAACCUUUGUUCUACUGACCCAAGUCCAUCCUCAGUAGAUCCUAUUCUGUAUAUUGAUGAUGACAAUCAGGACCAGACCAUUAUCAAAGAAAAGCCAGCUCAAAGUAUUCCAGGAAUUUCUGUGAGUGAUGUGUCAUCAGACAAAAUCUUAGAGCAGGGACCAGAAUCUUGUAAACUUGUGAUAUCCCCAAACCAGUCUCAUACAGUUUUAGUAGACCCAGAGAAAGAACCAAAGUCUGAAGAUAGUUUUUCUCCUCAAACUCCCAAAACUGCCACGGAUGUGCAGAAUAUCCAGAAUUUGUCCUCUGUCUCAAUACCCCCCAACUCCCUUACACUUCCAUCGUCACUCAGUUGUCCAAGCAUCUCGUCUUCAGGCUCUUCAUCCCUUGUCUCAGUGAACUCUGGUUCCCCGCUUCCAUCCGCAUCACAGAAAACUGGUACUCCGUCUUCAGCUCAGCUCAAACCGCUGGACUCGCCGACCAAAUACGUCACCAGGGUUCAGCGGGUCAUCGCCGAAAUUGUGGACACAGAGAGAACUUAUGUCUCCAGCCUCAAAGAGAUUAUUCAGGGAUACAUGAAUUAUCUGAAAGGAUCAACACAUCUCCAUCUUUCAGCAGAUGACAAAGAUCGAUUGUUUGGGAAUUUAUUACAAAUCUACGAAUUUAGUAGGCAAUUUCUAGUGGAGUUAGAAGAAUGUGAUGACAAUGCAGCACAGAUUGCCGAGUGCUUUGUGCGGAACAAUGAAGGCUUCUCCGUGUACACAAACUACUGCACAAAUUACCCCAGUGCCGUGGAGAUUCUGACCCGGGUGAUGAAAGAUGCCGAUUUGUCGGAGAUUUUUAAGACCCUGCAAUCACUCCUGAAUCACAACCUUCCUCUGGGGGCGUACCUGCUGAAACCUGUCCAGAGAAUCCUCAAAUACCACCUCCUGUUGCAUAACAUAGUGAAGAAUUAUGACAAGGCGGAGGAUGGGUACGAGGUCGUAGUCCAUGCCCUGGACCAGAUGACUGGGCGUGCUCAGCACAUCAACGAAAUGAAGCGCAAGCACGAGCAUGCAGUCCGAGUCCAAGAAAUCCAGAGUACACUGGAGGAGUAUGAGGGAGAGGAUCUCACCACCCUGGGGGAACUUGUCUUAGAGGGAGCUUUCCAUGUUUAUGGGGCAAAGACAUCCAGACAGGUCUUCUUGUUUGAGAAAGGAGUUGUGAUUGCAAAGAAGAAAGAAGAUUCCAUGCUUAGCUGCAAAAUUUUCAUCUUGUGUUCUAACCUAAUGUUGGUUGAGAGCGUCCCCAAGGAGCCUCUUAGUUUCCAGGUGAUUCCCUUCGAUAACCCCAGAGGACAACACACUCUCCAGGCAAGAAAUUUGGAUCAAAAGCGUAAAUGGUGUCAAGAAAUCAAACGCUUGAUCUUAGAGAGUUACAAGGAGAAAAUUCCAGAAAAAGUCAAAGGUCUUGUAAUGCAGCUCGGCAAAAGUAAACAAGAGGAAAAUGUAGAUUCUGGGACACCAAAGAAAUUUCACCACCAGAAUGCCCCAGAGUACCUGGAAAGGAGACAAAAACUGAGGAGGAAGUCCGGGGGAAAUAUUCUGUCAGACAUCUUAAAACCACAGCGAGCCAGAAGGAACCAUAAACGCAAUGAAUCAGAAAGCCCUAGAACCUCUCCCACGGAGAGAAGGAAAUUCCCUGGGUCGUCACCAGCCCUGGGUAAACAGCAGGGGACAGAAACUAGUGAGACCACCAAGACUGGAAGAAAAAGCAAGGAGGAAAAUGCUAAUACUGUUAAAAAGACGCAAUUGAAACGAGAAUUUUCUUCCCCUGUGAGUCGUAGCACAAGUUUUCGCAAUGCUGUCAGGAAACAACCGCUCACUUCAGUGGGCUCCAGUGAUGACAUAAUGGCUGAUACCAACUCUAACAAGACAACAGAAACAUCACCCUCCAAAAGGACUCAAAGUUUCCGCCUUGCCACUCGACUAUAUCCAGUCCUCAAAAACGAAGUUGCUAGCCAUUCCGCUUCCUCUUUACCGGGAACCUCACUGGUUCAAUGCAAAGAGGAAUUGCCCCCUUCUUCAACUGAAGAUGAAGUGUUUGCUUCUGGUGAAUCAAAUGUGGACCAAAGAUACUGCAGCAUGCCAGCCUUAGCUAAACCUCAGUCACCCUCCAUUAACGGUUCAAGUGUGCAGGGCAGCGACAGCCAUUUAACUCGCAGACUGAGUAGCAACAGUUUCAACUUUGGCAGUCCCUCCAAAAAGGUCAUUGGUGUCAGGCAGUACUUCUCCAGACCCAAAGAAAACCUUGAAAAUUCUCAAAGCUUAAGACAGGAAAGUAAAACUGUGACUGCAUUUCAUGAUUCGUUUUUGAAAAAAGCAGCAGAAAAUUCCCCGGAGAGAUCGCCUAAGCUUUACCCCAGGACAAUAUCACUAACUAAACCCCUCUCUGUCAGCAGCAUGUUGCAGUCUCAGCCAAAACCACAGAUUUCAAGUGAAAAGGAAAAUGAGGAUCCAUGGGUUGUGAACACUAAAGCAGCGACUGAGGACCCCCUUAAUUCAAGUUCUUCUUCUGUUGGACAAUACAAACUCAAGCGCUCUCCAUUAAGGAAGAAAUCACACCAAAGGUCCCGCUCUGUGGAUUUUGAGGCAGAUGAAGAAUCAAGGAAUUUUGACUGGAUAGUUUAUGCCAAUAGAAACUCUCUGCCUCUAUCAGGAAUUCCAAAGGGAGGUGUUUCUCAUCACGAGGGGUCUCUUGACCCAGAAAGUGAAAAUCUUGCAUCCCAAUCACAUGCCCGGUCGAAAUCAUUCGAUGAUUCUCUAAGAGUUCCAAAUCCUGUGUUAAAUGAAAGUGCGACCACGCCCUCUUUCAGGUCAGCAAAUAAAGAGAACUAUUCACACAGUUACAGUCAGCUGCAAUCAAAUUCUCAAGGAUCUCAAAAAUUUCAAAGAAGUUACUCCUCUACUAUCCCCUCUAGAGAGACAAAUCAUUCUUUUCCCACAGCUCUAGGUUCACAAGAAAAGCCUUAUCCUUUAUCAUAUAUUUAUGGUGCUUAUACAACUUCAGGUCCAGAAACUGUUAGUUCAUGUAGUAACAUGUGGCCAGGUAGUUACUUACGAACACCUAGUUACUUUGAUCAGUCAGGAGAUGUAUCCCACGAUACACCUUUAGAGGAAGAUGCAUCUUUCCUGUCUUCACUUCCUGUGAUAGUGAGAAAGGUGGAACAGCCGCCCCAUUCUAAACUUUCUCGUUCCUAUUCCACACCCUGUGCUCAGACGGCAAAGAUUCAUGGAGCACGGCCUCAGUCUUGUAAUAUGAAUAUGAAUGACCACGAGAAACUUGUCGCCGAGAUGGAAGAUUACAUGAAGAAAUCUGAUUCCAACAUCACACUGUGCUCGCAGCAGAGGUUUCCUGUGCCGAACAUGGAAGACAGUCGUAACGAUCUAUCAGUUCGGUUUUCUUAUGCAUCCACAAUAUCUGGAUCAUCUUACGAAAGCUCUGAAAGUUUAACGGACAAUCAAAGCUCAGAGAGCAUCAUUGAUUCCUGGCAGCCCAAACCAAAUGUGAAAGAGAAUGUUAACCGUAGGUCUGGUUCCUAUGACAACACUGCUCCUGAUGCUCAUAGUGAAGCAAACAAGUCUAGUAUAUGGUCAUUAAAUUCCUGGUUUAAUGCUUCCAGAAGAGAAUCUCCUCCAGAUCUUCAGUCUGUUUUGCAUGCUGGAGAGCUAGGUAGUGAAAGUAUUGGAUCUAGAAUGGCCAAUCAGGAACCACUUUAUGCUGAAUUGCCAAACCAUCCCUUGAGUUCAGAAUCUCAGAGUUUUAACAAUGUGUCAGUUUCUGUAAGGGCAGAGACCGUACAAGAUGAACCAGUGAAUUUAAAGCAGUGUGAUUCAGCAUAUUCCAUUCAGAGUGAGGAGGAAGAAACUAGCAAGUCAAAAGGACCUACCAUAUCUCGAGCAGAUAGUUUUUAUGAGAAAAGACUCUCCAUGGCUUUCAAUGAUAGUGAAGUGUUUCGUGAUUCAGCCGUUUUCUGUGAUAUUGACUCUACAGAACUGUCACCUGAAGUAAAAUAUGAAAAAGAACCUCCUUUCAGAAGUUCAGUUGACAUUGAUUUUGAAAGAGAGGGCCGAAAAAAAAGACAGCCAGUCAAGCAGUAUGUAAAGGAAUUGGAAGAGCAACAAAGAUCAAAAUCAGCAGAAAAAGUGACUGUUCGACAUCGAGAACCUGGACUAAUCAUAAGGCAAAAAAUGGAGAGCCUGGAAAAGCAGGCAAUGAGGAGCCAAAGCUGUUCUAGACCAAAUAGUAUCGAGAGAGAUCUCCGACGAAGUUCGACUCCUGGACGUAGCAUCUCCAUCAGCCCAGCGCGAGAUUUUCGCCGUAGCUCUACCCCCUCUCGCAGUAUGACAGAGAGUCCCAUCUUGGAAAAUGACUCAAAUAGGAAAUCAACAGGCAGCUGGUUCUCACUACCGCAAAGUUCUGAAAAGGCUGACAGCAAAACUGAAGACAACAGGACAUCUGCAAGAACAUCCAGCACAAAAUCACCAGUUACCAGACCACCCUUCAGGAACCGUUCAAUCAGUCAGGACAGGGCCGGCUCUCAGAGGAACUCUUUUGUGCUCUCCAGUGACCAUUCUUCGCAGGGCAGUACCUCAUCUCUCCACACCGGUCGGACAUUCAGAUCGCGGUUUCUGAGUGAGGACAGUAGUAAAGCACCUCUGCGUCUCAGUCUUCCAAGAUCCAAUGUGAACGCUAGUCUCGAGGAUAUUUCAUCGGACCGGUACUACCAGCGUGAGCGAUCUGCACCACCCUUCAGUGACCAGCUGUCCAGUCAAAGGACCAGUGGGAUGAAACACUCCCUGUCUCUGGGGAGACUGGACAGUCUCAGUACGGACAUUGAUAACCUUGUCAUCAUGAAGGGCUGGGUCAGACAGCUCAUUGAAAAAUUCCAACCCAAAUCUGAUGAUGUGUGAUAAUGUACAAUACAAUGUUCUUUGCCUAAUUUUAAGCAUAUUUAUACUGUCAAUAACUGAAUGUUUUAUACCUUAUACAGUUUUUUUUUUAAAUCAAAUUUGAUAUGUCCUCUUUUUUGUCAAAUGGUUGUGACUAUUACAUAACACUGCGCCAUUUCUACUUACAAAAAUAAUAUUCACAUUCAUAAACAUGCAAUUCCUGUGCAAGAUUUGUGUUUUGCUUUUAAUUUCAGUACCUAUGUUAGACCACUAACAGGUUAAUAGCUGUGAUAUAAUUCAUUGACACUAUUGAGUUAUCUUUCUUAUGUUAACUCUCUUUUUUUUUUUAUUAAAUCCUAUUUGCUUGGCUCUUAGUUAUAAGUGGAGUUACUUUCUAGACACGAAAUAAUCAUAAACUAGUGAUUAUCAUGUAAUGUUUUUAUUCAUUGUCCUACAGUAAUUGCCUUAUGAACAUGCAAAUGUCUCAAUGUGAUUAGUAAGUGCUAUUCAGAAGUGCGCUGUACAUAAGGAACAGAUGAAUACAUAAGAUCAUGAAUGUGCAAUCUGUAAAGUUCUGUAACGGAAUCAUACAAUAACACUGCAAGCCUUGAAUCAGCAUAAACUAUGCAAUUUUUUCAUACUUUGUAAAUUGUAAUAUAUUUCAGUGCCUUGUAUUUGUUAUAUAUUUUAUAAUUUUGUCUAUACACAGGUAUGGUCAUUUUGUUUUAUGAAUUGACUAUGAUGCACUGGUGCGUUCAUUGAUCAAAUUUAAGAUUUUAUAAUAAAAAUAAAACGAUCUAAAAUAUA
This is a messenger RNA of Magallana angulata, 7224 nucleotides long. RefSeq lists its product as uncharacterized. NCBI's taxonomy places the organism in Eukaryota, Metazoa, Mollusca, Bivalvia, Ostreida, Ostreidae. The coding region runs from base 1000 to 6438 and encodes 1812 amino acids. Gene Ontology annotation, molecular function: guanyl-nucleotide exchange factor activity. The record is from RefSeq and is a predicted model, not a curated record. The transcript has 13 exons.